AUGUACUUCAGCUCUUUGUUCCCGUACGUGGUGCUGAUCUGCUUCCUGGUGCGGGCUCUGCUCCUGAAGGGCUCCAUCGACGGGAUCCGACACAUGUUCACACCAAAGCUGGAGAUCAUGUUGGAGCCCAAAGUGUGGCGCGAGGCGGCCACGCAGGUCUUCUUCGCUCUGGGCCUCGGCUUCGGAGGCGUCAUCGCCUUCUCCAGCUACAACAAGCGGGACAACAACUGCCACUUCGAUGCCGUCUUGGUGUCUUUUAUCAACUUCUUCACCUCCGUGCUGGCCACCCUGGUGGUUUUUGCCGUGCUGGGCUUUAAAGCCAACAUAAUGAACGCCAAAUGCAUCUCUCUAAACACCCAAAGGAUUGUGUCGUUGUUGGGGAACGAGAUUGAACACAGCCUGAUCCCUCACCACAUCAACCUGACUCAGGGCAGCGAGGUGAGCAGCGAGGACUACGAUCAGAUGAUUGAGAUCAUCAAGAGGGUGAAGGAGGACCAGUUCGGCUCGCUGGGUCUGGAGGCCUGCAGCAUCGAGGGCGAGCUCAAUAAGGCGGUCCAAGGAACAGGUUUGGCCUUCAUCGCCUUCACGGAGGCCAUGACACAUUUCCCCGCCUCGCCCUUCUGGUCCGUCAUGUUCUUCCUGAUGCUGGUGAACCUCGGGCUGGGCAGCAUGUUCGGCACCAUCGAAGGCAUCCUCACCCCGCUGAUAGACACCUUCAAAGUCCGCAAGGAAUUUCUUACAGGUUAG
Messenger RNA from Notothenia coriiceps (black rockcod), 747 nucleotides. Its product is annotated as sodium-dependent neutral amino acid transporter B(0)AT2-like. The coding region runs from base 1 to 747 and encodes 248 amino acids. NCBI's taxonomy places the organism in Eukaryota, Metazoa, Chordata, Actinopteri, Perciformes, Nototheniidae. Gene Ontology annotation, cellular component: plasma membrane. Gene Ontology annotation, molecular function: proline:sodium symporter activity. The record is from RefSeq and is a predicted model, not a curated record. The transcript has 4 exons. Gene Ontology annotation, biological process: sodium ion transmembrane transport; L-leucine transport.